Messenger RNA from Rangifer tarandus platyrhynchus (Svalbard reindeer), 303 nucleotides. NCBI's taxonomy places the organism in Eukaryota, Metazoa, Chordata, Mammalia, Artiodactyla, Cervidae. The record is from the annotation of a GenBank genome assembly.
AUGCAUAGACAGCUCCUUCCCAAGUGCUCAGUCAGGGACAUCUGCCGAGCCGCGGUUGCACCUUCAGGGAGGAAUAUUUUUAUCAUUGAGAUGCCACAAAAGGAAACUUCUGAAGGCUGGAUGAAAAUGGCCUCUGUGUUCCCAGAGCCUCAGGGCCCAGCUUCUAAACCUGCUAAACCUGGCUGGUCAGAUGUUUGUCCUAAAACACCAUUCCUUGAGGCAGUGGGACUUCUGGAUAUCCCUGUCAGACCUGAAUUCUUGACUUCUCACAGACUCCCCUCCACACACCCGCCUGGAUGCUGA